Messenger RNA from Oldenlandia corymbosa var. corymbosa, 792 nucleotides. NCBI's taxonomy places the organism in Eukaryota, Viridiplantae, Streptophyta, Magnoliopsida, Gentianales, Rubiaceae. The record is from the annotation of a GenBank genome assembly.
AUGGGUAAACGCUCGGCUUUUGAUGAUUCAGACGAGGAGGAGCAGUAUCCUGAGGAGAGGCCGCAAGGAACUCCCCAACAGGAAAUGGGUCAGGCGCCCUCCGGUCAGAUGACGUGGGUGCGUGCAAAAAGUUCGAGGAAAAGGAACCCCUCGGGUCAAACCUUGGGUCAUCAAAAAAGGAAGCGGGGAGAUCCUAAGGUGGUGGAGGUCGACCCUCUGUCCUUCAGCUUGCCCGCGAUCCACAAAAUAUCCUCCAUUGACGAACUUUUGAAGGAGGGGUAUGAGGAUCAAGGGUGGGGGGCAGGUCAGUUCGAGGGCAUACUCGAGGGUCACGCCCUGCUGAUGUUCGACCCUCCACGGGUCGAAUGCGCGGACUUGCCCGCCACCGGAGUACCGCGGCUUGAGGACGGCAUGAGACAGAGGUACUUGGGGUCGUCCGAGUUCGCCCUCGGGAUAAACGACAUCAUGGACCCUGUCAUGGAAAGAGGGGCGAGGAAGGCCCGGAAGCACUUUCGGGACAUGAACUUCGCACAGCUCCCCAUCAUGCAACAAAUCACUGGGACUUGCCCCUCCAUCUCAAAGCCCGAAGACAUCCUGAAUAUCCUGGCAGCCCUUCCUUCGUCUUUCAGAUGCCGAGGGAAUACAAACGCCUCCGAGCACGCCGCCGGGACCCGACGAGGAGCCGGAGAUAGUAGGACCUGCACCACUUCCCCCCCAAGGGGCACAACUCUGGAAGCCGCGGAGGAGGGGGCACCUCAACCGACUCCAGCACCAAAAGCGGAGACAAGGUGA